Molecule: messenger RNA, 1245 nt
Organism: Uloborus diversus
Lineage: Eukaryota; Metazoa; Arthropoda; Arachnida; Araneae; Uloboridae
Product: zinc finger protein 271-like
Exons: 1
Coding region: 1-1245 (414 amino acids)
Biological process (GO): regulation of transcription by RNA polymerase II
Molecular function (GO): RNA polymerase II cis-regulatory region sequence-specific DNA binding; DNA-binding transcription factor activity, RNA polymerase II-specific
Source: RefSeq, a predicted model, not a curated record
AUGGCGCAUCAAGCCUGUACUGAAGAAAAGCAGCAUUAUUCUUGUGAAUACUGUUUGAAGAUUUUUACUGAAGCUUCAGAGUUAGAGGCCCAUAUGAGAGUCCAUGCUGAGAAAGAAACGUAUUCGUGCCAGUACUGCUCAAAGUCUUUUCCUCGAGUUGAAAAAUUGAAGAUGCAUUUAAAAGUCCACACUCAAGAAAAAAACUUUUGUUGUGAUGUUUGUCCUAAGUCGUUUUCUUACCUUUCCAAUUUAAAGAGGCAUCUAAGAGUCCAUACUGGAGAAAAACCGUAUUCUUGUGAUGUUUGUCCAAAGUCGUUUUCUGAAUCUUCAAAAUUGAUACGACAUCUGAAAGUCCAUACUGGAGAAAAACCUUUUUCGUGUGAUUGUUGUUCUAAGACCUUUUCCGAAGCUUCAAACUUGAAGGCGCAUUUGAAAGUCCAUACUGGCGAAAAACCGUAUUCUUGUGAUGAUUGUCCGAAGUCGUUUUCUGACCUUUCCAGUUUUAAGAGGCAUUUGAAAGUCCAUGCUGGCAAAAAACCGUAUUCUUGUGAUGUUUGUCCAAAGUCGUUUUCUGAAUCUUCAAAAUUGAUACGACAUCUGAAAGUCCAUACUGGAGAAAAACCUUUUUCGUGUGAUUGUUGUUCUAAGACCUUUUCCGAAGCUUCAAACUUGAAGGCGCAUUUGAAAAUCCAUACUGGCGAGAAAACAUAUUCUUGUGAUGAUUGUCCAAAGUCGUUUUCUGACCUUUCCAAUUUUAAGAGGCAUUUGAGGGUCCAUACUGGCGAAAAACCGUAUAUUUGUGAUGAUUGUCAAAAGUCGUUUUCUGACAUUUCAAAAUUGAUAAGACAUAUGAAAGUCCAUACUGGAGAAAAACCUUUUUCGUGCGAUUGUUGUCCUAAGACAUUUUCCCAAGCUUCAAACUUGAAGGCGCAUUUGAAAAUCCAUACUGGCGAGAAAACAUAUUCUUGUGAUGACUGUCCAAAGUCGUUUUCUGAUCUUUCCAGUUUUAAGAGGCAUUUGAAAAUCCAUACUGGCGAAAAACCGUAUUCUUGUGAUUAUUGUCCAAAGUCGUUUUCUGACCUUUGCAGUUUUAAGAGGCAUUUGAAAACCCAUACUGGCGAAAAACCGUAUAUUUGUGAUGAUUGUCAAAAGUCGUUUUCUGAUCGUUCAAAUUUUAACAAGCAUCUGAGAGUCCAUACUGGAGAAAAACUUUCCUCUUGCGAUUGUUUGAAGCUUCAAGCUUAA